GUAUUCUAACCCAUUCUCUUAAAUGACAGAGCUCAGAUCCUUCAUACCUUAUUUUGACACUGAGGGAUCUAGAUCAAUAGGAUCAACUUAUAUACAUUGAAGUUUAUUUGACAUCUAGCUACUGUCCAUGUGAAGAAAUAGGAACAAUUAUUAAUCUGAGGAUGACUAAAGACGCGUUUGCUGUCACUGUCGUGGUAUUGUGGCUGCUCAGCACUCCAGCUAGGAGCAGAGAAACCGGGGGAUUUCAAGGCGCCAUUCCUCACCCAAAUAAAUACAACCCAAACGACUCGGAACAGUCACCGCAGACACCGCAGACCAGUUUCAGGGGAAUGGGACCGCCUUCAGUCGGGGACGAGGUGCUGGACUCUAGCCAGGAGGCUCUAUACGUAACGGAGCGCCGGUAUCUGAAACUCGACUGGUGUAAGACUCAGCCGCUGAAACAGAUCAUUAAAGAGGACGGCUGUCAGCCACGCACCAUCAUCAACCGCUUCUGUUAUGGCCAAUGUAACUCAUUCUACAUCCCACGACACGUUUAUCAGGAAGAAGACAACGCAUUCGAGUCGUGCUCGGUGUGCAAGCCCAAAACUUACACGACCGUCUCUUACACCCUCUAUUGUCCAGGACAGAUCCCCAGUACCAGGAGAAAGCGCGUGCGGCGGGUGAAACAGUGCCGCUGUACCGCCGUGGACUUGGAUUGAGCGUGCUGACGUCAUUGUUUAACGUCCGUGCGGUUGAAUAAAAAUUACGGUUCUUUUAAUUUCUAUCGUUUAAAUUAUAAUGCAGGAGCAUCUUAUCCACAUGAAAAAAAACACUGUAGUAUACUUUAGUAUUUACUAUAGUAAACUGUAAUUCGGUACAAAAAUCCUAAUUUUUAAAGUUUAAUCAACUUAAAUGUACAAUUCAUUUCAACUUUCUUGAGUGAGAAGUUGCUAUAAAUUAUAAAAAAUAAAGUUGAAUUAGCUUAAAGGGAUAGUUCACUUUAAAAUGAAA
Molecule: messenger RNA, 990 nt
Organism: Paramisgurnus dabryanus
Lineage: Eukaryota; Metazoa; Chordata; Actinopteri; Cypriniformes; Cobitidae
Gene: grem1a
Product: gremlin 1a, DAN family BMP antagonist
Biological process (GO): animal organ morphogenesis
Molecular function (GO): BMP binding; receptor ligand activity
Source: RefSeq, a predicted model, not a curated record